UUCAUAAACAAAAGCACACGGUCUUAUUUGUGACAAUGGCUAUUGGAUCCCACAAGCUUUCUCAGCAAGGAGCUAUUACCAAGCGUAUGACUGCCAUUGAGGAGAUGGCUGGCAUGGAUGUUCUGUGCAGUGACAAAACUGGAACCUUGACCCUCAACAAGCUCAGCAUCGACAAGAACUUGAUUGAAGUGUUUAUUAAAGGUGUGGACAAGGAAUAUGUCAUACUGACUGCUGCCAGGGCUUCUAGGGUUGAGAAUCAGGAUGCUAUUGAUGCUUGCAUGUUAAACAUGCUUGCUGACCCUAAGGAGGCAAGAGCUGGUAUUCGAGAAGUCCAUUUCCUUCCAUUUAAUCCCGUGGACAAAAGAACUGCUCUCACUUACAUCAACGAGUCUGAUGGAAAAUGGUACCGUGCAAGUAAAGGAGCUCCUGAGCAGAUCCUGGAGCUGUGCCACUCAAGUCAAGAUCUGAGGAGGAAAGUCCACUCUGUUAUUGAGAAAUUGGCUGAACGUGGGCUUCGGUCGCUGGGUGUUGCGAGGCAGGAGCUUGGCGUGAAUGUCAAGAUGAUCACUGGUGAUCAACUCGCUAUUGGCAAAGAAACUGGACGAAGACUGGGACUGGGAACACAUAUGUAUCCAUCUGCUGCCCUGCUUGGUCAGGAUAAGGACUCAAACAUUGCUGCUAUUCCUGUUGAAGAGCUGAUCGAGAAGGCUGAUGGAUUUGCUGGGGUUUUCCAGUGC
Molecule: messenger RNA, 737 nt
Organism: Linum tenue
Lineage: Eukaryota; Viridiplantae; Streptophyta; Magnoliopsida; Malpighiales; Linaceae
Source: the annotation of a GenBank genome assembly